AACCUACUGGAUGCCGUGGACCAAACUUCAUCUCAGUCUCGAUUGACUGCACGUCUUAACUGUGUGUAACACAGCGUCUUACGUUCAUUUUGACGGUCGACGUCCUAGAGUUUGCACACCAGUCCGUCUGAAUGGUUUAUACGAGCCCCGACCUCCAGCCACCGGGCUCCAAGUAUCGCGAAUCCGAUCUGGACUCCAUUGACUUUUACAAGGUGAAAAUGAUCAAUCCGUUCAUGGAUACGGCGCAUACACCUCACCUGCCCCCCGGGGCACUCAAACUGAGCCCCCCGCACCACAUGAGCGAUACAGGGAGCGCCGGGCUUCAUGUGCAAGCAAACCAAUUCGGGGGUCAACCUAACGGAUACGGGGUGCCGCAUUCCCACCAUGUCGGUAGUUAUACUUCGGCAAGGGACUUCUUGCUCCGCAGAGACCAUCACAUGGGCCUAACGGGACACGAAGGAAACCCUGCCACCCACAACGGUAUGUUUAUCCCUUCUUCGGCUGGUCUUCACGUCAAUCCGCACGGGGAUUCGAACCCCAGUCACGUCUUGUUCCCUGGUCUCCACGAUGCCGGCCACCAUAACGCUCAUCACAACGGGCAGGUAAGACUGAGCAUCCCUGGGGCAGAGAUGUACCCCCGGGCGGAUCAGUUCGGACAGAUCACCAGUCCCCGGUCCGACCAUCACAGCUUCGGCCCUACUCAGCACCACCUGAACAUGAACCACAUGGGGGCCAUGGCAAUGAACGCUCACCAUAACAAUAUUAUGAACAUGGGACCCCACGGACCGGGGGCCUUCUUCCGGUACAUGCGUCCCCCGAUCAAACAAGAACACACGUGUCUAUGGAUCGACCAAGAUAUGCCGGAGCCACGGAAAACCUGUAAUAAGACAUUUACGACAAUGCACGAGAUUGUGACCCACAUUACGGUGGAACAUGUCGGGGGUCCCGAGCAGACGAACCACGCCUGCUACUGGCAGAACUGUUCGCGGGAUGGCCGACCUUUCAAAGCCAAAUACAAAUUAGUGAAUCACAUACGUGUUCAUACAGGAGAGAAGCCAUUUCCUUGUCCGUUCCCGGGCUGCGGCAAAGUUUUCGCCCGGUCGGAAAACCUCAAGAUCCACAAAAGAACACACACAGGAGAGAAGCCGUUUAAAUGCGAGUUUGAUGGCUGCGACAGACGCUUUGCAAAUAGUUCCGACAGAAAGAAGCACUCUCAUGUACACACAAGUGACAAGCCGUACAACUGCAAAGUACGAGGCUGUGAUAAGAGCUACACCCAUCCCAGCUCCCUCAGGAAGCACAUGAAGGUCCAUGGGAAGACGUCUCCAACCCACGACGGCUAUGACUCCACAGCCAGCAGCCCCAUGAGCGAACACAUUGACAACGACGAUUCUCCUGUGCCCACCCGCGAUGUCGACACCCCGCCGCCACCGACGUCACGGGCUCAGCCGCCGCGACAAAACAGUCCCAUCCCGACGUCGCUUCCGUCAACGCCGGCAGCGUCGCUCCCAACGUCUCUCGUCACGUCCUUGCCCGUUACGGCGAACGCUAUCCCAGGACUCACGCAUUCUCAUAUCUCUCACGCCCCUACGAACUUGAGUGAAUGGUACGUUUGCCAAAGUUCCGCCGGUAUGCCCACACCACCCAGCAAUGAACACUCGCCCGUGGGCGGUUUGGGACAUCUAGGCGUGAUUGGACAUAUCCCCACACUCCACCCACCGCCGGUGGCGCAAUACACGUAAGGAACCACCCACCGCCCUCACCGUGCGUGUUUUCCACGUGAGUUGAACGCUUUUCAGUUCUCGUUUAAGGCUCCACCAAAUGUGUUUUCCAAAUCCUUUCGGUCCACAAUGCCAUGUUAGACCUUGCAACCCGGUUCCGCUUGGUUCAUGCCCCUCAGUUCAGUCUGCACUUCGUGCGCGACAUUCAUUUUACUUCAUGACGUCACUUGACGGACGUCACCUAGCCCGUUUCUUGUGACGGAUGACGUCGAUAUGAAAAUGGACGUUCUGUGACUAAACGAAGUGGCAAAAACACUGCCAGGACUGAGAAAUGAGAUUUUUACUAUUUCACAUCUGGUAUUAUGAAGAAUUUUUCUUGUAAAUAUGUGACUGGUUGGAAAUCAGAAGAAUGCCUAAACUAAACUGCCAUAUACAUUCAAGGUCACCUUCACGAACUGUCCAGGUUCAAGUUUUGACCGUCUUCUAUGAAAUCCACGAAUUCUUUAGACGUUUAUCAAAGAGAAACACACAUGUUAACUGAGAAGCCCUUAGCUUAACUUAUUUAGUUUUCUGAGUCGAAGGUGACAAUCUUAUAGUUUAUGUUAUGUGUUUUUAUUUGUUUUCUUCAAAUAUGUCAAUGAAUGAUUUAUUGUUGUUAUAACCUAAUGCGAUGGCAGCUCUUGGUGGUUAAAUUGCACGUAUCUUUUCAGAAAGUAACUUAUAGUCGUCAUUGUCAUUUCUGAACACUCAUGUCCAAAGAUCUACAUUGCUUAUGAAAAAUAACUUAUGGAAAUCCCGAUUAUCCCCCCAAAAAUUGUUUAUCCGCAAGAAACCGGCAAAAUAGGUACCGGUAUGGUAAGUUAGAGCAGGAUUGAGAGUCCUUGUGAUUGUGUCUGACAAUACUUCACGGUUUAUAGACGCCUGUGUCGAGUUGGUCGAACGCCCCUCAGUUCUGCUGGAGUACCACGAAGCUGUAUACAAUGUGUACAUCAAGUUUAAAACUACGGCUUCUAGCCAUUCAGCUUUAUUUUUUGCUGGGCCGUGAUAUUUUUCUAAACGUUAAUAAUACGAAUCCGGUUAGGUUAUUUGAUAUCUGUGGUUGUACUGAAGGGGUUAGCGCUGCGAACUGAAGCGGUGUAUCAUAACAAAAUGUUGACAGAGAUUUUGAAAAGGCGCGAAUGUGGGUAAGGCGUUACUUACACACUGGAUCUCACCCGGAUCUCGUUUGUACCGGCCAGGAAUCCCAGGACAUGUUGUAAGGAAUGGGCACUGGGGCAUAUCCAUGUUCGCACAUAGUGGCAUGCCAUUUUUUUUCUAGUCCUUAUUUUGAUUUUAUCAAAGUAACAGCACGCAGAAUGGCCUCGUGUUUUUUUUAAAACAAAGAAACAAAAUCGUACAAGAAUACAUGCUUGUCUAUACUAUCGGUGUUGAUACUGUUUUCGUUUUACAACGCAAAAUCUCCAUACGCAAUAUUUUUUAAACAUUUGGAAUUUGUUUGCGAAUCGAAAAUUGUUUUUAAUGAAGUGCUCUAAGUUGCAAUUAGGUUCGAGAGGAAAAUCCCAAACCUAUGUACAAGGUUAUCCUAUCUGCUUGUUAUUAUUGUUUUAAAAUGAAUCGCAAUUAUAUGACAAUGCUGUUUUUAUGUUUCAUUAAAUGCCUUUUUUAAACCUUGCCCAAAACGUCGUACAGAUAUCAACGUUUAUAUUUUAAGAUGACUAUUAUGUGUAAAUGUAUAGUGAAAUAAAAUACAAAUCAUUAAUAUA
Liolophura sinensis is the source of this 3484-nucleotide messenger RNA. Its product is annotated as zinc finger protein ZIC 4-like. Gene Ontology annotation, molecular function: DNA-binding transcription factor activity, RNA polymerase II-specific; RNA polymerase II cis-regulatory region sequence-specific DNA binding. The coding region runs from base 132 to 1742 and encodes 536 amino acids. Gene Ontology annotation, cellular component: nucleus. The transcript has 2 exons. Gene Ontology annotation, biological process: regulation of transcription by RNA polymerase II. NCBI's taxonomy places the organism in Eukaryota, Metazoa, Mollusca, Polyplacophora, Chitonida, Chitonidae. The record is from RefSeq and is a predicted model, not a curated record.